This is a messenger RNA of Sparassis crispa, 243 nucleotides long. RefSeq lists its product as hypothetical. NCBI's taxonomy places the organism in Eukaryota, Fungi, Basidiomycota, Agaricomycetes, Polyporales, Sparassidaceae. Bases 1 to 243 code for a protein of 80 amino acids. The record is from RefSeq and is a predicted model, not a curated record. The transcript is spliced from 3 exons.
AUGGUUCCCACGGGAGACCGCUCAGACUCGGAGGCUCCUCAUACGAGGUUCGAGCUUAGCUUCGCGCAUAACCUCCCCGAGCGAUUCUUCUCAACUUUUGAACUCGUGGGGAAUGUCUAUUCGAAAUCCUGGAACAGAGCUGAAGGAGUUCACGCGCACAUUUGCCAUAGCGCUACGGUGACUUGGACAAACAGGAUACUGCGCAAAGAUGCGCGAACUUACAGGUUUUGGAUGUUCCACUAG